CGGCAUUCCUCUGCUAUGAUAAACCUGCUCGACUGGGUGGCCACAUACACUGUAAAUUUUCUUCCAAAUAACAAGAUCGCUCAAUGAUCUGAGUUACCAGACAAACAUUAUGGAGUUCAAGUUCAAUGUCAACCCUGUUCUCGGCGAUGCGAUUUCAGUGUUUGAUGGUGCGGUGAUGCCAUACCGAAAACACAGUUCCGAUUCUUCAAAUCAGCUGUUUACCAUCAUUGAUGAAAUGGGACGAUCAUCAGCAAAGGCCCAAGGUUUGCGUGGACCAAUCACAUCAGCUAGUAAGUUACGACUAUCUGAUCACCGACUGUAUGUAAUGAAAGAUGCUGAAAGUAAUAAAGGUUUGGGUGCAGUUAUUGGUAUUUUAAAAGUUGGCAGAAAAAGACUAUUUAUUGUUGACAUUCAUAAUACUCAAAAUGAAAUGGAACCAUUAUGUGUGUUAGAUUUUUAUGUUCAUGAAUCUUGUCAAAGGAAAGGAUAUGGUAAAAAACUGUUUGAGUACAUGUUGAAGGCAGAGAGUGUCCGCCCUCAGCACUUAGCUAUUGACAGACCGUCUUCCAAAUUUACAUCAUUUUUAAUGAAACAUUAUAAAUUAAGGACCACAAUAUCUCAGGUGAACCACUUUGUAGUUUUUGAUGGAUUUUUCUCUGGACAACCUGAUUUCGUUUAUGUGAGAAAAAAAUCCAGGUUUAGUGUAAACAAGAGACCGCCAUUGCCGCCUCGUGCCCAUAGUAGAGAUGGCUAUGCGAGUAGAAUUCCAGAAGUGAGUGCAGACAUAUUAAAUAAUGUCAGACCUGUCUCGGGAAGCGCUGGUGUAGAUAGAAGUACAACACAAAAUACUGCAGGGAAUAUCUUACAGACUCCCCAAAGGCCACACAGUAGACAAAGUGUCUCCAGCCAGGGAUUAGGCGCACAAGCCAAUAAAUACAGUAGAUACGGAAAUAAUCCAUUAUCCACGCCCCCUGCUACGAGAAGACAGAAUAGUUACACUAAACCAUCAGAUUCUGCAUUUACCAGGAAUAGUCCUAUUUUAGGAGGGUCAUCUGGCAGUGUGGUACCCUCCAAUACAGUGGUAACCAGGGAUGCAACGCCACCAUUUGGCAGAGCUGCAAACUUUGAACUUAAUACUCAUUUACAAACACAGACUCGAGAUGGUCAUUUAAAACUUGCUCCAACAGCCACAGUAGUCACCCAGAAUACCUCAUCACCAUCAUCAGCUGGGGUUACUAUGGAAACCACAUUGCCUGGGACAAAAACUCAGAGUGCUGGGACGACACCUACUUCUCAAAAAACAAGUAUUGGAAGAUCUGAGGAAGCGAUGAGAAAUGUUGAUGAGGCUGGAAAUUAUUGUUUAUCUAAUCAAGAAAAAAGAGUUGCUAUGGAUUCUUCAUGGAAUGUGUUAGGUGUACCACCACGACAUCCGACCACGGCAACUAACAAUCCACAAUAUUAUAAUAGUAGAAACUCUCACUGGGCAGCCAACAGGUUCUGGUAG
Molecule: messenger RNA, 1504 nt
Organism: Saccoglossus kowalevskii
Lineage: Eukaryota; Metazoa; Hemichordata; Enteropneusta; Harrimaniidae
Biological process (GO): alpha-tubulin acetylation
Cellular component (GO): microtubule
Molecular function (GO): tubulin N-acetyltransferase activity
Source: RefSeq, a predicted model, not a curated record